Bactrocera dorsalis (oriental fruit fly) is the source of this 961-nucleotide messenger RNA. RefSeq lists its product as uncharacterized. Lineage: Eukaryota; Metazoa; Arthropoda; Insecta; Diptera; Tephritidae. The coding region runs from base 355 to 936 and encodes 193 amino acids. The transcript has 2 exons. The record is from RefSeq and is a predicted model, not a curated record.
GGCAUCAUUGUGGUGAUGAAUGUAUUUGAGACAUUUUUUUAUUUAUCUUUAUCACUUUCGUAACAUUAAACAAUUUGCUUUUCAUCUUAACGGUAUGCUAAUAUAAAUUCAAUGCUCCAUCUACUUUUAUUUCCACCAGAAACAACACACAUACUAAUUAGAAAUAUUUGGAAUGCAAUUAAAGAAAGCACUUCUUAAUAAAAUAGGCUAUCUCCAAUCCAUUUACAUUUUACGACCACUUAAUAAAAUUUCUACAAUGUCUCAAACAAUUAAAAUUUUCUAUAUAAAUAGGAGUGAUCUAUGAUGAAUGGUGCCAUUUGAGAGAAGAGUAGACAACUUACUUGCAUUUCUCAAAUGUUCGAGAAAAGUGUGCUUAAGAAAACUUUGUUUUUAUUGUUAUUGCUCUUGGGUACCAUAUUUCAGCCGAGUCAUGCUAAAGAGUUGGAUAAAUCGAGGUCACUUAGAAGAGAAGUACAAAGCUUGACAGCGAAAGCCAGAGAAGUUCGCGCUGACACUUCGUCAGAUGAAGAUUCUACCGAAAAAAUAUUCGACGGAAUUCGUUUCAAAUUAAAGAGCUUUGCUAGCAAUGUACGUUUAAGGACCCAGAAUACUAUCAAGUAUUUCGCAACAAAAACAUCUAUGAUGAAUUCCACAAUGCUUCAUCGAAAUGACACCGAUGGCUUGCUGAGACCACCAUUCAAGCGUUUAAGAACGCGUUUGCAAAAGCGCCGGAAAAGUAACAAAAACCAAGCUCUUGUGCUAAAUAUGGAGCCAGCAAAUACAACGGCUAUUUACGAACCAAUUAGAGUAAUGGACACAGGCUUAGCAAUUAUUGGCACGGUUAUGGAUUCAACGGCAAUAUUUGCCAAUAUAACCAAUUCGAAUAGUACAAUGCUCACAAGCACAAUUAAUAUGACAAAUAUUAGCAGAAAAUAAGUGGAUAAACAAGAGAAUUAAUAAA